Messenger RNA from Benincasa hispida (wax gourd), 1005 nucleotides. Lineage: Eukaryota; Viridiplantae; Streptophyta; Magnoliopsida; Cucurbitales; Cucurbitaceae. The record is from RefSeq and is a predicted model, not a curated record.
CUUCUCCAUAUCUAUCUGAUGCCAUAAUCUACUAUAAACAAUUUCUAUUAUUCAUUUGUUUGUUAUUUAGGGAGCAACAAUUGUAGAUCAGAUCGUGAGCAUAACUCCGGCUGAAAAUCAUGUACCAAGAAGAGAAAUGCAGGAAGUGCGGGUUGUGGACAAUGCUGCAUGUCUCACGCCUACAGAAAAUAGUUCUCCUAGCAUUGAGGAUUCUGCAAGCCAGCCUAGCAGUGGAAAAAUGUAUGUUAAUAGAGCACAAGAAGUAGUUGCAACUGUGCUUGCUAAAGGUUCAGCAAUUGGACAAGAUGCCAUGAACAAGGCAAAAGCAUUUGACGAAAAACAUCGGUUAACAGCUAGUGCAUCUGCAAAGGUAUUAUCCUUUGACAGAAGGGUUGGGCUCACAGAGAAAUUGACAGUUGGAAUAUCAGCGGUUAACGAGAAAGUCAAGUCUGUAGAUCAAAAGCUUCACGUUUCAGAUAAAACAAUGGCUGCAAUCUUUGCAGCUGAGAGGAAACUCAAUGAUACAGGAUCUGCUGUCAAAACAAGCAAGUAUGUGACAGCAGGAGCUGCUUGGCUAAAUGGUGCUUUUGGCAAAGUCGCAAAAGCUGGGCAGGCAGCAGGUACAAAGACCAGAGAGAAGUUCCAUUUGGCUAUGUCAAACUUAAUUACAAAGGAACCCCCAGUUGUUGCCUAAGCUUUACCUCACUUCACUUGGCUUGGCUGCUUGCAUUCUCAAUGGGGGAUUGAAAUCAGUUUCUUCAAUUCUAUUUCUUCAGGUUAUUUUUUUCUUGAUGACUGUGCUCUAUUUUUUGUUUUUUUAAAUUUUAGUAUUAUUUUUUAUAUUGUUCAUAUUCUUUAAUUACAAGGAUGUUUGGCUGAUGAGAAUUUUGCAUUUGUAAAAUUGGUUAUGGAAGUAUAAAUAAAAAUCCAAUUAUGGUUUGUCUUAUACUCUUAAUUAUUUGUUUAGGAGUAAUCAAGUUUGUGGCUCAGCUUGCUUCUUGCUGA